Harmonia axyridis is the source of this 969-nucleotide messenger RNA. RefSeq lists its product as uncharacterized. The record is from RefSeq and is a predicted model, not a curated record. NCBI's taxonomy places the organism in Eukaryota, Metazoa, Arthropoda, Insecta, Coleoptera, Coccinellidae. Bases 306 to 827 code for a protein of 173 amino acids. The transcript is spliced from 3 exons.
UCUGUGAAUUCAUUUCCAGCAGGAAUGUAAUUGACCGCAUUCGAUUCUAAGUUCAAUGAGUGCUCGAAAUUGAAAAUUCAUCGUUUACUCAUGGUCUACGUAUUGAUUAAGUUAACAAUUCAAUAAAUUAAUUAUUCUUCAUUUCCUGAUUUCCACAAAUAAUAGAAUUUCUUCAACUUGUUUUGCUACUUCUGCGUCACAGUCGAUUUCCUAUUGAAUCGAUCUGCAGAUAUUUAAUAUCUUAACUGAAACAAAGUUUUCCAUAAUAUUUUGUCAGUCGAUUAGUGCGUAGGUGAAGUGAAAAAAUGAAAUUCUGUUUGAUAAUUAACUUAUCGUUAGUCUUAGAUUCAAUUUUUUAUGCCGAUGCAAUGCCACCUGAUCCCAUAGAGAAAGAUUGGCUGGAUCAAUGCGAUCUAAAAAGAUUAAAGUUACAGAAUGCAAUAGAAACAACAACAGAAAAGCUCACUACGAAAAAAGGUAUCGCAGGUUCCUUACCGAUUUUGGGUCCUAUUUUCGGUACAGGAAAUCGUAAGGUUAAAAAAUAUCCAAAAAUAGAUGUGGAAGCAAACUUUGAACAAUUGAUCAAGGAGCUGAAAUCAAAACUCACUAUGGAUGCAAAUGAAAGAGGGAAUUCCCCAGAGUUAGAGUCUCCAAAUCUGAAAGAUAGGCUCAUAGAUCUCGAAUAUUAUAUGUAUUCCAAUGAGGGUCCAAUCAAACAGUUUAAUUCCAAUGAGAAGCCAAAUAUACCAAAUAAAGCCAAAGAGUCAGAAAAUGAUAGUUCCGGUGACGACGAAAAAGAAAUAUUGAUUGAAUUAAUAGAGUAUUAAGCUCAAGCAGAGCACAGCUCAAUCAAGUUUCAUAAAGACUCUCAAACAACGUUCCUACCUACAACUCCUCGUAGAUUAGAAUUGUUAGAAUUCAUUAUUGUUCUUGUUUAUGAAAUUAAUUGAAAAUAAAUCAUUCAAUAUA